AUGCCCUAUGGCACGGGCACAGUACGCGACGACCAACUUGGCACCCGAAGCUGCUAUGCUUCAGCAGUGAAGUCCACCAAUCGCCAACAUAGGGGUGAGGCCCUCGCAGUAACCCAGGCACCAGCCCCACCUCAAGCUGGCACCGAGCGACCAAAAGACUCUAGGGAGGAAUCUGUCAGCCAACAGGCCGGACCUGUGGAAGACCUUGAGCUAGUUACUCUCCAUGAUGAUAUCUCGGAUCGGCAGGUCAGGAUCGGCACCUCCCUCUCACAAGAGCUUCGCUAUGAGCUUGUCGCUUUCCUCCGCCUUAAUUCUGAGGUCUUCGCUUGGUCAUACAAUGACAUGCUUGGCAUAUCACCAGACAUCAUCUCCCAUCAGCUAAGUAUUAAUCCUGCUGUCCGACCCGUUCGGCAGAAGCGUCGUGCUUAUGACCCAGAGCGGUAUGAGGCCAUGAGGCAAAUGUGGAUAAGCUGA
Messenger RNA from Prunus armeniaca (apricot), 474 nucleotides. The record is from the annotation of a GenBank genome assembly. Lineage: Eukaryota; Viridiplantae; Streptophyta; Magnoliopsida; Rosales; Rosaceae.